AUGAGCUCCGCCGACACGGCCGCCCAGAGCGCGGCAUGCAGGAUCAUGACGUUCACGCCGUCGGCCGAAGACUUCCGAGACUUUGGCCGCUACGUGGCCUACAUGGAGUCUCAAGGAGCACACCGAGCGGGGAUGGCCAAGGUGAUCCCGCCAAAAGGCUGGCGGCCGCGGAAGACAUACGACGACAUGGACGAGUUGGUCAUUCCCGCUCCCAUUCAGCAGGUGGUGACGGGCCAAUCUGGCCUCUUCACACAGUACAACAUUCAGAAGAAGCCCAUGACCGUUCAAGAGUUCCGGAGGACCUCCAACAUGGACAAGUUCUGCCAUCCGAGCUACGUGGACUUUGACGAGCUGGAACGCAAGUUCUGGAAGAAUCUGACGUUCAACCCGCCUCUCUACGGCGCCGACGUCAGCGGGAGUCUCUACGACUCGGACGUGAACGAGUGGAACAUCGGCCGCCUGAACACCAUUUUGGACACGGUGGAACACGAGAGCGGCGUGAAGAUUAAAGGAGUCAACACGCCUUAUCUUUACUUCGGCAUGUGGAAGGCUGCCUUCGCCUGGCAUACAGAAGAUAUGGACUUGUACAGCAUCAACUACUUGCACUUUGGGGAACCCAAAUCCUGGUAUGCCGUCCCACCGGAACACGGCAGGAGACUGGAGCGUCUCGCCAAGGGUUUCUUUCCCGGCAACGCUCAGAGCUGCGAAGCCUUCCUGCGCCACAAAAUGACGCUGAUUUCGCCGUCCAUCCUCAAAAAAUACGGAAUCCCUUUCGAGAAGGUGACGCAGGAGGCGGGCCAGUUCGUCGUCACCUUCCCGUACAGCUACCACGCCGGAUUCAACCACGGCUUCAACUGCGCCGAGUCCACCAAUUUCGCCACGCGGCGCUGGAUCGACUACGGGAAACAAGCCAAGCUGUGCUCGUGCCGGCAGGACACGGUGAAGAUCUCCAUGGACGUGUUUGUGCGCAAGUUCCAGCCGGAGCGCUACAAAUUGUGGAAGGCGGGAAAGGACAACGCUCCCAUCGACCACUCCCAGCCCACGCCGGAGGCCGACGUCUUCGGGGGGGAGAGCCCGCCUCCAGAUGAGCGAGUGCCUGACAGCCCCGCCUCCAGCCCUAAAGCUCAGACGGCCGCCAAGCGACGGCUGGACACCUCGCGGGACGUCCAAUCGGAUUUGGCGGAAGAGGAGGUAGAGUCAAAGAAUGCCAAAAUGGAUUCUCCCGCCCGGGUUGAGCUGGAGACUCUAGAUCAAACGGUCAAAUUGGAGUCUGAGCCACAGCGUGAAGAAGAAGACAAAAAUCCCAUCAAAGAAGAAGAGAAAGAUGACAAAAAGUCCAUCAGUUGCUCAAGAACUGAGACGGCGUCGGCAGACACUGCCACCAACCACACGUCGGAGCCCAAGGACGGGCCGGAGCCGGACCCUGAACCGAGCGACGGCGGUGGCGAAAAGGACCCCGCCCAGCCCGACGAGGAUGAAAAACUUGACGCGAGCAACACGGGGGCGCACGCGGUGUUCCAGAGGACGCUGAGUCCCGCCGAUGUUCUUCACGUGCACAGUUACGCCAAAGGAGAAGACGCCGCGCCCAGAGACCAAGACAAGGAGGAAAGCAACGGUGGCGAUGAGGAAGUCAACCAAGACACCAGCAAACAGGGGCCCGAGGAAACUCUAAGCAAGUCGGAGCAGAGCCGUCUGGGUCAACUGCCCGGUCACCACCCGCUCAUUAAGGACGGCCUCAGCGACGAAGAGGCUCCGGAGGAAGUGUCCCCGGUCAAGGAGGGGGGCCUGGAGGGGGAAGGCUGGGCCAAAGCGCUAGCCCACCUGUGGCAGAGCAGACCCCCCAACAUCAAGCGGGAGCGCGAGUACAAUCAGCGGGCCGGCGCCAAGCCGCCCUACUGCUCCAUAUGCUCGCUCUUCCUUGCCUACCAGCAGUCGGAGGGCGCGAGCGGCAUCAACGCUCCGGUCAUGGCGGCGGGCGGGCGCAUGCGCACCAAACCCCUGAUCCCGGAGACUUGCUUCGCCACCACCACUGAAGAAGACUCGGAGUGCGAGGAGGCUCCGCCCACGCCCCGUCUGGAGGAGGACGGGACAAGCCUGCUGGUCAGCUGCUCGCAGUGCGCAGUCCGCGUCCACGCCAGCUGUUACGGCGUGGAUCCUGCCGGCGUCAGCAAGGAGUGGAAGUGCGCCCGCUGCAAAGCCAACGCCUUGAUGGAGAACUGCUGUUUGUGUUGCCUACGAGGCGGCGCUCUUCAGAGGGCCAACAACAACAAGUGGGUUCACGUGCUGUGCGCCGUGGCCGUUCUGGAGGCUCGCUUCGUCAACGUCGCCGACAGAAGUCCCGUGGAUCUGAGCGGCAUCCCACUGCAGAGAUUCAAAUUGAAAUGUUACUACUGCAAGAAGCGCAUGAAGAAGGCGUCGGGCUGCUGCGUGCAGUGCUCGCACGGGCGUUGCCCCACCGCUUACCACCCCACCUGCGCGCAGGCCGCCGGCGUGCUCAUGCAGCCCGACGACUGGCCCUUUGUGGUACACGUCACCUGUUGUCGACACAAAGGGCCCGCGCAGAUCGAGCGCAACAAGGCGGCCAUGCAGGAGCUAACGGUGGGCCAGAAAGUCAUCUGCAAGCACAAAAAUGGUCGCUACUACCAGUGCGACGUGGUGCAGCUGUCCAAGGAAACCUUCUACGAGGUCAACUUUGACGACGGCUCCUUCAGUGACAACCUCUUCCCUGAGGACAUUGCGAACCGAGACUGCUCUCAGAUGGGCCCGCCCCCGCCGGGCGAAGUGGUGCAAGUGCGUUGGACCGACGGCCUGGUUUACGGCGCCAAGUUCGUGGCGUCGCGCGUCGUUCAGAUGUACUUGGUGGAAUUUGAGGACGGCUCACAGCUGACAACAAAACGGGAUGACGUCUACUCGCUGGACGAGGAGCUGCCCAAGCGGGUCAAGUCCAGAUUGUCCAAAGCGUCAGACAUGCGCUUCGACGGCAUCUUCGAGGGCAAGGAGAUCAUCCGGGAGUCCAAGAGGCAACGGGUCAUCAACUCGCGCUACCGCGGCGACUACAUCGAACCCGUCAUUUACAGAGCCAUCAUGGAGUAG
Molecule: messenger RNA, 3093 nt
Organism: Nerophis lumbriciformis (worm pipefish)
Lineage: Eukaryota; Metazoa; Chordata; Actinopteri; Syngnathiformes; Syngnathidae
Source: RefSeq, a predicted model, not a curated record